AUGGCUCUUAGACUCUUGACUUCUCGCGUUAUUGCCCGUGCUUCUUAUAUGCCUGUUGUUCGCAAGUCCGCCACUAUGGCUGCCUUCCGUGGUUAUGCCACCAAGAAAUAUACCUCUGAUCAUGAAUGGAUCUCUGUUGACAAUGGUGUUGGUACCUUUGGUAUCACUGACUUUGCUCAAAAGGCUUUGGGCGAUGUUGUCUUUGUUGAAACUCCCGCUGUUGGUGAUGUUGUCGAAAAGGAGGAGCAAGUUGGUGCUAUUGAAUCCGUCAAGGCUGCUAGUGAUAUCUACUCUCCUGUCUCUGGUGAGAUUGUCAAUGUCAACGAAGCUUUGUCUGACGAGCCUUCUUUGAUCAACUCCAGCCCUGAGGAAGAUGGUUGGUUGGCCAAGAUCAAGAUCAGCAAUGAAUCUGAACUUGACGGUUUGAUGGAUGAGAGUGCUUACCAAGCUCACUGUGAUGCUGCUGAAGACCAUUAG
Messenger RNA from Mucor velutinosus, 477 nucleotides. RefSeq names its product Acetolactate synthase, mitochondrial (gene ILV2). Bases 1 to 477 code for a protein of 158 amino acids. NCBI's taxonomy places the organism in Eukaryota, Fungi, Mucoromycota, Mucoromycetes, Mucorales, Mucoraceae. Gene Ontology annotation, cellular component: glycine cleavage complex; mitochondrion; cytoplasm. The record is from RefSeq and is a predicted model, not a curated record. The transcript has 4 exons. Gene Ontology annotation, biological process: protein lipoylation; glycine decarboxylation via glycine cleavage system.